AUGGCUCAUCUAGUGUCCCAUCUAAAGGCAUCUGGCUCACAUAGUCUUCCCUUCUACCGGGCAGCAAGAGAUGGAGUGAAGGAUCCGAGGUCUGCCUCGGUAGAGAUCCUAGAAGACGGAGACUUGAUCACUUUCUGGGAGGCAGAGGGAACGCUGAUGGAAGGAGAGCUCUAUCGAGGAUGGGUGUCUAAUAUUCGACUUGUGGGACAGAAUUGGAGAGACAAACAUGACAUUUAUAUGGUCAACAUUGCGCUGGAUCCGAAGAGUCAGUUUAAACUCAAGGCUGCAGUUUUAACAGCUAGGUAUGAGCAUACAGCACAAUACAUGGAUACUAGGGAGCUGAAGAUACAACCUCCAGAGUUGAAGUGA
Messenger RNA from Gloeophyllum trabeum ATCC 11539, 369 nucleotides. RefSeq lists its product as uncharacterized. The record is from RefSeq and is a predicted model, not a curated record. The transcript is spliced from 2 exons. Bases 1 to 369 code for a protein of 122 amino acids. NCBI's taxonomy places the organism in Eukaryota, Fungi, Basidiomycota, Agaricomycetes, Gloeophyllales, Gloeophyllaceae.